This is a messenger RNA of Thelazia callipaeda (thelaziosis nematode), 342 nucleotides long. NCBI's taxonomy places the organism in Eukaryota, Metazoa, Nematoda, Chromadorea, Rhabditida, Thelaziidae. The record is from the annotation of a GenBank genome assembly.
CUGAAAACAUCCAUUGAAGACCUGAACUGCUGGAAAUGCCAUAGAAUUAUUGACUGCUUGAAGGUAAUCUGUUCCACCAUUCAGCCAGUUGAAUUCGAGAACUAUUUUGAUUAUUUAGGAAUGCAUCCUCAUUUCGACGUUGAUAUUUCGUUGUUGAAAAAAAAUUUUCACAGGCUACAAUCAAAUGUCCAUCCAGACAAAUUCUCAAAUUCUUCACAAGUAUGUUCAAAUUCUGUUCAAUACAUCAUUACUCUUACUUUUGUACCUCGUGCCUCAUACAAAAUAAGAGAUAUUUCUGAUCAUACAAAAGGGGAAGAAAAUGCUAAGUCGAAACAUUUUUGA